Theileria parva strain Muguga is the source of this 858-nucleotide messenger RNA. Its product is annotated as Ras family protein. The coding region runs from base 134 to 850 and encodes 238 amino acids. The transcript is spliced from 3 exons. The record is from RefSeq and is a predicted model, not a curated record. Gene Ontology annotation, molecular function: GTPase activity; GTP binding. Lineage: Eukaryota; Apicomplexa; Aconoidasida; Piroplasmida; Theileriidae.
CGGAACUUCAGAAUUAACACAUUUAUUUUCUUCUUUCUGUUAUAGAAUGGCUUUAAAUUUAUUUUUAAAAUUAAAAUUUUAUUUUUAACGUUUUUGUUUAAUUUUAUUUUAUUAUUCUAAUGUACCAUAUAGAAUGCCUCAAGUUAUAGUUGAUAAUCUUGAAAUUCCUCUAUUCAGACUAAGUCUUUUGGGACCUGUACACAGCGGGAAAACAUUCCUGGCAAAUUCACUUGUAAAUAACGUUUUACCUUCAGUUUAUAAACAUACACAUUUACCCGAGUUAUACUAUUAUGUACAUAAGCUAUCUUCUGGAGCGGAUUUUGAAGGUUCACAUGAUGAGACGAAGACAUUUUGUUUCGAAAUCGAGGACACCACUACCGAUUUCGACCUGCUCCAUUUCACGGAUAUUCGCAGUAUUCGAUAUGAAUAUUUUGAUGAUUCUCAAAAUUAUAUUCCAUUUGCAUUUUAUGAUGCUCCAAAGUCGCCAUUUGUUGAGGGUGACAGUUAUUCCCCAAUAGGCCAGAGGAGAAUGUCAUUUCUGGUUUUAUUUGACGUAACUUCUGUUGAAUCGUACUACCACGCCAUCACAAUAACUGAGCUUUUGCUGAGUAGGAACCAAACCACCGGGCUUCAUCAACCUGUAGUGGCUCUCGUGGCUAAUAAAAUCGACUUGGUGCAGUCGGACAAUGAGAUUUUUUCUCAUGCUGAAACUUACACUCAGAGUAAAAGCAUACCUUUUUAUCGCAUUUCAUGCCUGACUAAGAAGAAUGUAAGGACUAUGAUGAAGGAGGUAGCUCUCUUAAUUUACGGAAAUGUACGACUUUGGGAACUUGUACUUAGAAAUGACUAAUAUCUUAU